Molecule: messenger RNA, 1102 nt
Organism: Carassius carassius (crucian carp)
Lineage: Eukaryota; Metazoa; Chordata; Actinopteri; Cypriniformes; Cyprinidae
Product: C3a anaphylatoxin chemotactic receptor-like
Exons: 1
Coding region: 85-1029 (314 amino acids)
Biological process (GO): inflammatory response; phospholipase C-activating G protein-coupled receptor signaling pathway; complement receptor mediated signaling pathway
Cellular component (GO): plasma membrane
Molecular function (GO): G protein-coupled receptor activity; complement component C5a receptor activity
Source: RefSeq, a predicted model, not a curated record
ACACUUUAAAUAUGAUUCAUGAUUUUACAUUGACAAUAUGUGAUAUUAGCAGGAUAAACUGGACACUUCCACUCAAUCACAGCAAUGGAGGAUUAUCAUGAUAUUUUGAGAAGUUGGAUGAGAGUGAUUUCUCUGGUCUUCUUCUACCUGACGUUGAUCCUCGGUGUUCCUGGAAAUGCAUUUGUCGUGUAUGUUGUUGGAUUGAAGAUGAAGAGGACUGUUAAAACAGUAGGGUUUCUCAAUCUAGCGAUUGCUGACCUCUUGUGCUGCCUUUCCCCUCUUUUCACUGUGACCAAGAGUACUAUUGGCUACUGGCCUUACGGAUCCAUAAUGUGCAAGAUUCUCCCCUUCAUUAUGCUCAUCAGCAGGUUUGCCAGCGUUUUCACACUGAGCUUGAUUAGUCUGGAUCGGUUUACACGGGUGAUCACACCGGUUUGGGCUCAGAAUCAUCGCAGCUUGUUCAUCGCACGACUGUCCUGUGCAACAGCUUGGAUUCUGGCCUCACUUCUUAGUCUGCCUUUUAUGAUGUUAAGAGAGACUUACACAGAAAACAAUAAAACACAGUGCCGGCCUUAUCAACGUAAUGAAGAACAUUUUGAAUUGUAUGGAAUGUUAAGCAUCAUCAGAUUUGUGUUUGGCUUUUUGGUUCCUCUCAUAUGCAUCAUAAUAUGUUACGGAUUCAUCGCACACAAGUUAGGCAAGAGUCAUUUUCACUCUGGACGAGUGUUUCGUAUCAUUUUGGCUGUAAUCGUGGCCUUUUUUCUGUGCUGGUUGCCGUAUCACAUAUUGCGUUUGAUAAUCAUGUACGGAGAGAAAUCAAGUCGCCAGGUGGCUUUGAUAGUAAAUCUGUUGGCCAUCUCUUUGGCGUAUUUCAACAGCUGUCUGAACCCCAUUCUGUAUGUUUUCAUGGGGCAGGAUUUUAAGAGCAAUGUAAAACUUUCUCUAAGACGUGUUUUUGAAAGAGUUUUCUCUGAGGAGGGAACACAAGCAUCACAAUCCACACAGCCACAACACACACACUCAGUGUAGAGAAGAUAUCAGCACAUUUAUACUAUAUAUACUGUAUAUGAGUUUUUUGCUUGAUUUGUAUUACUAUUUUAAU